Messenger RNA from Ipomoea nil (Japanese morning glory), 810 nucleotides. RefSeq lists its product as uncharacterized. Bases 1 to 810 code for a protein of 269 amino acids. NCBI's taxonomy places the organism in Eukaryota, Viridiplantae, Streptophyta, Magnoliopsida, Solanales, Convolvulaceae. The record is from RefSeq and is a predicted model, not a curated record. The transcript has a single exon.
AUGAGCGAGAGGCGAGUGACCGAGCGUGGCCCAGACCGCAAGUCAAGAGCGUCCAGCGGCAAGAGGGCUCGGAGAGGGGAGGAGGCCGGCGAACACGAGCAAGAAAGAUGGACGGGCGUGGAAGGUGGGCGAGGAUGUACGGGGCCGCGGAGGGGAACAGAGAGGGGAAGGAGGACUGAGCAGGGGCGCCGGUCGGGGGGAACCGGGCGCGAAAGGAAAGCGGACGGCGGCGAGCACUGGGGCGAGCGGGCACAAGGGAUGCAGGACGCGGAGAACUGGAGUGGGAGGAAGCAGCAGAGGCAGCGAUGCUAUCCGGUAGCAGCAGCCACGCAGGAGCUAACGGGCAAGACGGGGCCGCAACCGCAUCCGAGCACGCCGCCAGCGGCGCAAAUACCGGUCGCCCAGCAAUCCGUGGCAGCGGACAGGGCAACGGCGGAGAGCCACCACCCGAGCAACAGGGCCGGAGCGCGGGAGGGAGCGGACCGGGCCCCGCCCGGGAGUGGGAGCUGGCGCCGGGCACGAGGUAGGAGACACCACGACGGCGAGCCGACAUGCCGGGGCGACACGGGCCGCCAGCGCGCUGCCGCCGAGUGGGACCCGACUGUGCCGGACCGAGUCCGGAGGGCAACCACGGCCCAGGCGAGCGGCGCGGCGCGGGCGAGGGGGGGGGCAAGGAGAGGCCAGGGAGGGACCACGGGCAGGCAGCAGGGACGACCAGAGAGGCCAAGCCCAAGCAGAGAGCGGAUAGGAGAAGCCAACGAAGGCAGGAGCAGGCGAGCGGCGCCAUGCAGCCAGGCGGCACUGAGGUAG